Molecule: messenger RNA, 819 nt
Organism: Anneissia japonica
Lineage: Eukaryota; Metazoa; Echinodermata; Crinoidea; Comatulida; Comatulidae
Product: fucose mutarotase-like
Biological process (GO): fucose metabolic process
Molecular function (GO): fucose binding; racemase and epimerase activity, acting on carbohydrates and derivatives
Source: RefSeq, a predicted model, not a curated record
GCAUUUGUGAUGGAUGUAGUUCCUAGUGAUGCCGUGAAAUUUAAUCCUUACCCGCCUAUUUGGAAUGACUAUGAAACAAUUUUGAAUAGAGCAGAGCAUAGAAAGAUAGGUAUAGGUAAAGUUCCACGAUUUGAUUUCUAUGACAGGUCAAAAAAAGCCUUUGCUGUUGUAGCAACAGGGGAAAAGGCAUUAUAUGGAAACCUCAUUUUGAAGAAAGGUGUGAUAUCCGAAUCCUAAACACACAGUCAUCUUGGUGAUUAACUGUGAUUUAUUUGGAUUUCCAUGGCUAGUGAACUAUCUAAAAGUUACAAUAUAAUAUCGUGAAAUGAACCUGGUGAUGGUUUUAAGAGUAAUUUAACUACAGGUGCCAUGGCUGUCAUAAGUUUUUAGUGGGAUGUAGCCAAGUGGCUAAGAUGAUGCCUGUGUAUGGGUUAACAGUGGCGAAUCCAGGAAUUUGAAUAGAGGGGUCUAGGGCAAAUGGAGUCUAUACCCCCUCAGCAACACCAUGGUCGGGGGCUGAGGAAAGAAAAUUUAUGAUUUUUGGCACUUCUAGAUGGCCGGAAAUGGCAAUCAUAGACCCAAACUUGAUUAUAAUUUUCAUUUUUUCCUCCAUGAUUUUUAUAAUUUUGAAAUAUUUGGGGGAAACUAGGCAUUAUGUGACCCCAUGAUUAGCUUGAUAUUUAAGUGUUUCCAAAAUAAUAUCAAAUUUGUCAACCAAUAUUCUUUACAGAACAGUGCAAAGUGUACAAAAAACAUCAAUCCAUUUUGUAUGCAAGGAUGCUGCUGUGGGCAUUAAAUAAAAUGCCCAAUUAUAUAUUA